UACGAUUACGAUCCAUUGCGAUUCAAAGUAUUAUUUAAAGGCACAAUAAUAAACAUAUUAUUUGCAGUUUAGAUAUAUGUCGAAGUUCGUCAGUUUAAAAAUUUAAUUAUGUUUGGAUCAGCAACUCCAGCAAUAGUAAAUGAGGGUCCUAAAACUGAAAAUGUGUUAAAUGUAAUAGAAGUUAAUAAACGAGACAAUUGGCUAGAGUUAAAAGUUGAUAUAGAGACCAAUGCAAAGGGUAAUUCUACAGAAAGUGAACAUAAAAUAAACUCAUCAGUAAAAAUUUGUCUGAAAGUUAUACAGGCAAAGGCAACAGAAGUACCUAAACAAUCACAACAAUAUAAUCAGUUCGCAUUUGGUGCACAGAAACAAGUUGACAUUUUCAAACCUAACAUUCUACUACUAUUUAAAUUUGUGAAAACUCACAGUAAUGAUGAUACAAUGUAUUCAAUCAUUUGCAACAGUAUAGGUUUAGGUCUCUUGGAUAAGGCAUUUUGUACUGAUAAUGAUUCUUGGUUCUUGAUCCGUGAGACAACAUCUCCAAAAUUUAGCUUCAAUGUUAUUUUCACAAUGACAAUCAUUAAAAGUGAAAAUCCAUUUAAAGCAUUGUAUGAAGACACAGAGCUGAUGGACUUCAAACUGAUUGGCGAUGCAGGGUCAGAGGUGAAGGUACACGGGGCAGUGCUGGCCGCUCAGAGCCCCAGUAUCAUGAAGAUGAUACAAGAAAAAACAAUCAAGGACAAUACUAUCGAAUAUAGUGGAGUGAAUGAGAAAACUUUGCAAGACUUUAAAUCCUACAUUUACUUGUACGUUUUGCCGAAAGAGGACAUAGAGCAGUUGUUGCUUUUGGCCUCCAGAGCAACAAUGGUCGAGCUGGAGCGCAAAUGUAUCAGCCAGAUAAUGGCCACUCUGACUGCUACUGAUGUGUACCGUAUCACUGAAUUUGCUCAACAACAUAAGAUACAUGAACUAUAUUUGAAUGUUUUAGAAUAUAUCCAAAAUGGUAAAAUCAAAGUAAGUGACAUUAGAAAUUGCUUAAAGCUUUCUAAUGCUUAAUCUAUGUCAGUUGGAAGGAGGAAAGAGGCUAAGUUU
This is a messenger RNA of Papilio machaon (common yellow swallowtail), 1092 nucleotides long. RefSeq lists its product as uncharacterized. Gene Ontology annotation, molecular function: protein binding. Lineage: Eukaryota; Metazoa; Arthropoda; Insecta; Lepidoptera; Papilionidae. Bases 109 to 1056 code for a protein of 315 amino acids. The transcript has 2 exons. The record is from RefSeq and is a predicted model, not a curated record.